AACUACCCCCCGCGGCUCCCCAAUACAUAGGCCUCCUCUCACCGACCACUCCCCUCCCCACUACUGCGAGACAGCGCAGCACAGGCUGCCGCCCGCCGCAGGGAGAAGAGAAAAGAAUCCGAGUAGGCGCAGGAGAGUCCCCUCGUCGCCGGCGUCCAUGGGCGGCGCCGCGGGCGAGGCGAUGCGGGCCGGUGUCGCGGUGGCGGCGGCGGUCUUCUUGGCUUUCGCGUUUUCCGGUGCGGCGGCGGCGCUGCCGAGGUUCGCGGAGGCGCCGGAGUACCGGAACGGGGAGGGUUGCCCAGCCGCGGCGGCUGGGGUGUGCGACCCGGGUCUGGUGCAUAUCGCCAUGACGCUGGACGCGCACUACCUGCGCGGGUCCAUGGCGGCGGUGUACUCGCUGCUCAAGCACGCGUCCUGCCCGGAGUCGAUCUUCUUCCACUUCCUGGCCGCGGAGGCCGGCGCCGCGGGCGGGGAGGGCCCGGAGCCGGAGCCGGAGCUGCUGCGGCGCGCGGUGGCCGCGUCGUUCCCGUCGCUGCGGUUCGAGAUCUACCCGUUCCGCGCCGAGGCCGUGGCGGGGCUCAUCUCGGCGUCCGUGCGCGCUGCGCUCGAGGCGCCGCUCAACUACGCCCGGAACCACCUGGCGGACCUGCUCCCGCGCUGCGUGCCACGGGCGAUAUACCUCGACUCCGACGUCCUCGCCGCCGACGACGUGAGGCGGCUCUGGGAGACGCGCCUGCCUGCCGCCGCCGUGGUGGCGGCGCCCGAGUACUGCCACGCCAACUUCUCCCGCUACUUCACGCCGGCCUUCUGGUCCGACCCGGACCUCGGCGCGCGCGUCUUCGCCGGGCGCCGCCGCCCGCCGUGCUACUUCAACACCGGCGUCAUGGUCAUCGACCUCCGCCGCUGGCGCGCCGGGAACUACCGCCAACGCAUCGAGCGGUGGAUGGAGAUCCAGAAGGAGAAGCGCAUCUACGAGCUGGGCUCCCUGCCCCCGUUCUUGCUCGUCUUCGCCGGCGAGGUGGAGGCCGUCGACCACCGCUGGAACCAGCACGGCCUCGGAGGCGACAACGUGCACGGCAGCUGCCGCCCGCUCCACGACGGGCCCGUCAGCCUCAUGCACUGGUCGGGGAAGGGCAAGCCAUGGGACCGCCUCGACGCCGGCAGGCCAUGCCCGCUCGACCACACCUGGAGGUUAUAUGACCUCUACAUCCCCAGCGACGGCAGUGGCGCUGCCUCGCCGGCGUCCGGGCCGGCAUUGUCCGCAUCCCUGUUUUCAUGGUAGAGAGAGCUUGUAGUUCCAUAGGCGCAACAGGUACUUGCUGAUUGAGCGGUUCUUGGCGAUGGCAAUGUGCCCCCAUCGCAUUGCAUUGUGUUGUCUUGCUGGAGCUGUUGCUGCCGCUGCUAUGAGCUAGCUGCCGCUCAUGGUGGGCUGUACAGGGCGGUGAAGGGAGCAGCGGUAGCGACAGCAGGGGAAGGAGAAGAGGGAUCAGUUCAUAGAGAAGGAGAGCUCUUGCUCUUUUGGGUAGAAUUCAGAUUGGUUAUUUGGGGGAUUUUGAUUCUUUUUGGUCUGGCCGGUGAUCCUUGGGGUUCCCAAUUCUCUCGAUUGGAGGGUGUACAAGUAGGAAAGACUUGGAAUUUUGUUCUAUUAUUGAUCAUUCUUUCAUUCAUA
This is a messenger RNA of Setaria italica (foxtail millet), 1669 nucleotides long. Its product is annotated as probable galacturonosyltransferase-like 9. Gene Ontology annotation, cellular component: Golgi apparatus. Bases 158 to 1282 code for a protein of 374 amino acids. Gene Ontology annotation, molecular function: glycosyltransferase activity. Lineage: Eukaryota; Viridiplantae; Streptophyta; Magnoliopsida; Poales; Poaceae. The transcript has a single exon. The record is from RefSeq and is a predicted model, not a curated record.